Bactrocera latifrons is the source of this 831-nucleotide messenger RNA. RefSeq names its product farnesol dehydrogenase-like. The record is from RefSeq and is a predicted model, not a curated record. Lineage: Eukaryota; Metazoa; Arthropoda; Insecta; Diptera; Tephritidae.
UUCUUACGGCUUUUAAUUUUCGUCAAGAAGCAGAAGCUUCUCAGCGCAUAYCGCACUGCAUUUAGCAAUUCGAAAGAUUAAAACAGUGCCGACACUCGUCGUGUAUAAACCCAARUGAAGAUGGAGCGCUGGCUGGGACGUGUAGCUGUGGUUACCGGCGCCAGUUCUGGUAUUGGUGCGGCCUGUGCGAUGUAUCUCGCAGAUAAUGGUAUGCUGGUGGUGGGCUUAGCGCGACGUAAAGAACGCAUUGAAGCCUUACGAGAAACGCUGAAACCAGAAGCCGGUCAACGACUACAUGCCAUACAAUGUGAUGUGCGUAAGGAGCAGGAAAUUGUGGAUGCCUUCAAGCGGAUCGAGUCGGAAUUUGGACCGGUUGCGGUGCUGGUGAACAAUGCAGGCAUAAUGCGUGGCAGCGAUUUGGUGAGUGAGGGUAACUCUAGCGAUUUACGUGAUACGAUCGAUACGAAUGUSUUGGCCGUGGCAUAUUGUACACGCGAAGCGUUUCGUGCGAUGCGCGAACAUGGUGGUGAUGGACAUGUUUUCUUGAUUAACAGCAUUGCGGGGCAUAACUUUUCGAAUGUGCCGGGCUUAUCGUGGAAUCUAUAUCCACCUUCGAAAUAUGCUAUGACCGCUAUGACGGAGGUUUAUCGACAAGAAUUCUUGAAAUACAACACGAAGGUGAAAGUAACGAGUAUAAGUCCUGGUGGCGUGCUUACAGAGAUUUUGCCAGCACAUCUGCUACCGGAGGAYAAAACCGGUUUACCAUUGCUUAAGCCUGAAGACGUGGCCGAUGCAUUAAUAUAUUGUCUGCAGACACCGCCGCAUGUGCAG